Messenger RNA from Dicentrarchus labrax (European seabass), 5781 nucleotides. It is a transcript of the gene mxd4, whose product is annotated as MAX dimerization protein 4. Gene Ontology annotation, biological process: regulation of transcription by RNA polymerase II. Gene Ontology annotation, molecular function: DNA-binding transcription factor activity, RNA polymerase II-specific; protein dimerization activity; RNA polymerase II cis-regulatory region sequence-specific DNA binding. Lineage: Eukaryota; Metazoa; Chordata; Actinopteri; Moronidae. The record is from RefSeq and is a predicted model, not a curated record. The transcript has 6 exons. Bases 194 to 829 code for a protein of 211 amino acids.
GGUGCUGUUGAUACUGCCUGUAGUUUGGAGUCACCAAGACUCAGAACUGAAUAUAGCAGCGUACAUACAUCGCUCUGAAACUGUUUUUUUUUUGUUUUACACUUCCAUUCCAUCACUUCAUGACUUGUGCAUUUGUGUAAAUAGAUCACGUCUAUUUUAUUUUUUUAAUUUUAUAUAACAAGACAACAGCGAGAUGGAACUUAAUUCUCUUUUAAUUCUGCUGGAGGCUGCAGAGUACUUGGAGAGAAAAGACAGAGAGGCAGAACACGGUUAUGCGUCUGUUUUACCGUACAGUAGCGACUUUUCCAAAAAGAAAACGAAAGCCUCGUCAAUUUCCAGAAAAACUCAGAACAACAGAUCGUCGCACAAUGAGCUGGAGAAACACAGACGUGCCAAACUACGACUGUACUUGGAGCAGUUGAAGAAGCUGGUGCCUUUAGGUCCAGACAGCACGAGACACACCACACUGAGCUUGCUGAAAAGGGCCAAGAUGCACAUCAAGAAGCUGGAGGAGCAGGACAGGAAGGCUUUAAACGUGAAGGAGCAGCUGCAGAGAGAGCACCGCUACCUCAAACGCCGCCUGGAGCAGCUUUCUGUGUCCGGAUCUGUAGAGCGCAUCCGCACUGACAGCAUGGGCUCUACCAUCUCCACCGACUCCGAGCAAGAGGUGGACAUUGAGGGUAUGGAGUUCACCCCCGUCGAGGCGGACAGCGUGGACAGCAUCAGUGACGGUGAGGAGGAGGAGGACCACUACAGCCUCCAGAGCAGCUCCAGUGACACCAGCUACACAGCAACACAUUCCCACAGACUGCAGCCACACCACUGUUAAGACACCACGCGGCCAUCCAUCUCUCUGCCAGCUCCCCCCCUCCACUGACCAUUUUGCAGUCGCCAACGCCGCCCACUACCUACAUCAGAUCAGUCCACAACGGCGGUACACCCUGAACAUGAUCCUUCUUUUCCUGGCCCUGGCUCUCCAGGAAUCACAUGGGGCUGAAAUGCCACUCAAGCCUUCCUGACCCCCCUGACCACUGACCCUACCUCACCCUACUGUAUCCUGCCUGAACCCUCCCCCCCCCGCCGCCCUCCCACUGCCCUCACAACCCCUACCUAGUGUUGCCGCAGGCUCAGAGAGACCAGAGCAGAAUUUGUGGUUUUCAGUGGGGACUUUUGUGAUGUGGUGGAGAGCUUUGACUUGUUAAUCAGGAUUUUGUAAAGUGCGUGUUUAUGUGUGUGUGUGUGUGUGUGUGUGUUUGUGUGCAAGAGAGAAAGACCAAGCGAGGGAGUUUAAGAGAGGUCAAAAACAAAAUAUAAGCUUCAUGUAAUCUCUAUGAGGCAAUAAGACGGACGAGGCUUAGCACUAAGUUUGUGAUGUAAAAGGUGAAGCACUUCUGUUCAUUCUGCAAUAUAUAACACAAACAAACAAACAAACUGUUACUAACAUCAUAAAGUAUCUUUCCUUUACAUGGUAAGAUUUACAGGAGUAGCUAUUGCAGAUGUCCUGCACGCUCCUUUGAAACGUUUGACUGUUGAAAAAAGCGUUAAAGAUUAAAGGAAUAGUUUGACAUUAUGGGAAUUAUAUUUAUUCGCUUUCAUGCAGAGAGAUGAGAAGAUUGACACCACUUUCAUAUCACUGAAGCUAGAGCUAGUAGCCGGUUAGCUUAGGUUAGAUUAAUACAAAAAAGAGGAUAUAUAGAAAAGGGAAUGAGUUAGCCUGACUUCGUCCGAAGUUCAGAAAUAUGCUCACCAGGACCCAGAAAGCUCACGAAUUCACAUGUUAUAUCUUGUUUGUUUAAUCUGUAGACAACGAGAAGUGAAACAACGACUUUAUAUGGAUUAAACAAGCUAGAUUUAACUUUGUUAAUUUACUGGGCUCCUGAGGUGCUGGUGUGCAGAUAUAUUCAACUGUUGGACGGAGCGAGGCUAGCUGCUUCCCCAUCGUUUCCAGUCAUUGCGCUGAGCUAAGCUAACCGACUGCUGGCUGUAGCUUCAGAUUUAGCGAAACAGACACGAGAGAGGUGUCGAUCUUCUCAUCUAAUUUCCCAAAAUGUAAAAACGAUUCGUUAAAUCUUUCCACUUUUUAGGACCGUGCCAAUGUGCAGCGGUGCUUCUGCAACUGCGCGACCCGCAAUUGGACUUCCAACAGCUAAUUCUGUGGAUCUUCGUUACCAAAUGUGGCCGAUUUUUGGCCAAAGACAAACUUAAAAAGUUACAGAGCUGUAGCAGAGAAGAAAGAAUGUAUAUAUGUACAGUUACAACCCCUCAUGUCUCCCUUUGGUUGGGUUGCCUAACCACUACUCCACACUACUGACCACUACACUAUACCACCCUAUGGUGUGGAUGGAAUACUAUGUCAAAUAGAAAAAAGGAGUUGCCUCAGAACUAAAACUCUAUUCCUUAAAGAUUGAUUUGAAUCUUGUAUUUCCUCAGUAGCGAAUUGAUGUAGCAAUAAAUACAAGAGGCAGGUGCUUCCUCUGAGUGUUUAAAUGAUUCUGGUGAACCAUGAGGUGUCACGGGAGACUUUUUUUCCUUUUACCCUUUUACCCUGUAGAUGGCACGCGGGUGCUUACAGAGACAGGACCUGGAGAAAAAGGGGCGGUUCUCCUUUUUCUUUUUUCACUAAUGGAUCCUUCUCGGUGCUCGCGACGCCAUUUACCAAGAAUUCACAUUUCUCUACAGCUCUGUUACUUAUACAAGCAGUGUUCAUGUGUGUCUGGGUGUUUUUUUUUUUGUGUCCUGGUUAACAAGUCAAAGCUGUAAAUGUGGAGAAAAAAAUUGAAAGAAAAAAAAAAAGGGCCAGCUCUAAUGAUUUGUUGUCUGUAGAGGCGUUCAUUUUGCUAACUUAGCUAACUAAUCACUUUCAGUUGAACCUUUCAUUUACUAUAACAAGAAUAAUAAUCAUAUUUCCUCUCUGCUAUCUGUUGCUUAUUCUGAAGACCAGCGUGGAUUAAAUUUCUUCUUUGACGGAGGAGGCGCUUCUGUCGCUCUCUGACCAUUUAAUUAUCAUUAGGCCUCAGUCUUUGGCAGUCUUUAGAGCUUGGCGUCCAACACUUGCAAAAAUUAGGGCCAGUCCACCAUGGCAGGUCUGACCAAAAAAACAUAAAAAACUACAAAAGACUCAAAAGUAAACAAAAAAACUUGCAUUACAAAAGAAGCUACUUGUCAGUAAAAGUGAUAUUAGCCAGUGUAGUCUAUAUUUCUUGUAUAAAAUUUUGUAUUAUAUUUUCCUAAAUGUUCUCUUGUAAUAAAAAGACAAAAAAGAGUGAAUAUGUAUAUCUAUCUAUACAUAUAUAUAUAUAUAUAAAAAAAUAUAUAAAUAUGAGAGACAGACAGACAUGAGGCCAGGCUUGUUAAAGGGAGAUUGGGGGCAGGGGAGCUGAUACACUGGCCCCUCUCCCUUGGGUGACUCUCCUGCUGUCAUUCUGUGCCUUGGUGAGCCUUCAUCCUCCUCCUCUUCUUCCCACCUCCUCACCCUCUGCCCCUACUCAGGUCACCCCCCCCCUUCCUUUUAAUCUCAUCCCUCUUCUUCUAGUCCUCUGGCGGGGCUGAAAGCUUUGAUUUCAACCCAUACCAUGCCAAAACACUUCCACGAGCAAGGGGGGCACUUGAAGAGAAGACCUCAUUUUAAAUACAUUUAAAAAAAAAAAAAAAAUGCCCCUUUGGUCUCUACUGAGAAGCCGCUGUUGUUGUUGUACACCGUGUCCAGGCACUCUCCACCCUCUUGACGCCCGCUCGUCUGCCAGUGCCGCUCUCUGUCACAAGAAAAGACAAAAAAACAAAACACACACUGGUAAACUCCCAUGGCAGCUUCCAGUCGCCCCGAAUGGUCACCAACGGGGUUCAAAACUUCUGGGCUUGAAGCGUGUUUUUUUUUUUUUUUUCAUUUUACUAUUAUUGUUUGACUUGUUGACUAUGUGUUUGUUCAAUGGGAGUCACUGGGAGAGGAGCGAUAAAAGAAUAAUCCAAUCGAUGGCAGCUUAAGGUGUUAUCCUCCGCGCUCCCAGUGGUCCAUCCCAGAAAUAGUGUUACCCAUUGAUCAGGGGACCUCUUGAGACACAGCAAUAUUACCAUCUUGUGCUUUCUGAGGGAGGGUGGGCGGGCAGGGUUUUUUUUUUUUGGACAAGCAGUUGGUUUUGCUUUUGACUCUGUGGUGUAUUUUGUUUUGGUGACCAACUCUAUAUUUUUGUUUUGAUGAAUUUUACCUCCUAUCUGCACUCUCUCCAUACACUGCAGGAGGGCAAAAAAGAAUUAACUAGAGAUUAAAACAAAAAAAAAAACCUUUUUGGAAAAGCUGUUUUUAUUCUUUUUGUCAUUGAGAGUUUACAUUCAUGUCAACAAGGAUUUGUACAUGACUGUUUGUAGCAAAAUAAUGUCCCUUUUCAGUUUGUUGGUCAAAUGAACAACUCAGUACACCAUAUAUUAAUGGCAUAAAGUUAUUCUCUUGCACAGAACCUCCCAGUAGAAACGUGACAGAGUGAAAGGGAUGAGGGCCAGAUAUGAGAUUAUAAUUUUUCAGUGGCAUCAUUGAAAAAUAUACAUAGCACACACAAACACUCAGAGCGAGUGGUUUCUGAGCAGUGGACCGGACGUGGUAACAUUUUGUUUGAAUGCUGGAUGGAUAGUGUAAUUCUUUUAAUGAUGUGCCUUGGAAAAAGUUAUUUUCUUUAAAAAAAAAGCAGAGAUUGUACCAUUUAAUGAAGACAGUUAAAUCAGUCAGAGUUGCUCUUAUUUUGAACCCCUUUGGAGAAGCAGCAGAAGAUGUUACUGCUUCCUUCUCCACUGCAGAAAGGUUAACAUUUAUUUCAAGAAGCUGAAGGGGCGCUUCGCUGAACUCCUGUUAAGUUCAAAGCGUUAUUUAAGAGUCAACACGGAGACGGACUCAGUUUAGAAAUUGUUGACUUCAGAGCAAGUACAGACAAGGUUUGAUAUUUGCUUUCAUGUCGCUGUUGCACAGAGAUUUUACUUUAGCGUGUUUUGGUUUUCUAAGCACAAUAGCAGUGUGGUGUUUGGGGAAGUCAGCAGGCCGAGACAGAAAAAGAGAGGGUGGGCGGGGGGUUGAAAUGAGGGUGGAAGCGUGGAACCAAGGACAGUCUGCACAGGGAGCAGGGUCGAGGCAGAGAAUGCCUGUGCGCAGAUAAAAUCAGAUACACAGAUGACACCAUCCUAUGUCUGAGCCUGCUGAGCAACGGUGCUUAUAAAAUCAACACAGGGACUUCCAUUAAAUAUUAUUCCUGCCAAAUAAAUAGUCACUUUUAAACCUUCCAUGCUGAAUGAUUAGUCAGAGUUCCUUUAUAUAAUUCCAGAUGAAUAGCUUUAACUACUUGUAGGCUUUAGGUCAGCAUCCCGCUUUCCCAGACCCCAGCUUUUAUUUCUUUUCUCCUUAGUUUUUUGCAUCUUUAUGUAUCGGGUGACGCUCUACAGUCGGAUUGCUCUACCGGCAUUUAUGGUUCAUCUUUUGUACCCACAGGAACCUAUAGGCUGCAAGGGAGAGCGAGCUGGCUGGGAUUUAGUUGUUGAGGAAGAGGAUGGUGGGGACUUUAUUUGGGCUGACGUGCUGUGCAGAGUAGGGAGAGUUCUGUGCCAGAGACCUGUGAAUAUGUUCCUUUUUAGCAGAUGUGUAAUAUGCAUUCAGAAGAUGUUAUAUAAGUUCCUUUUUUUUUGUUUUGUUUUGCGUGCGAGUGUGUGUACACGAGUACCUGGUGCUGGCUACAUUUUUAGCAAACACUUGAAGGUAUUGUGUAUUCUCUCAUUGUAAUAUAAUUAAAAUGUUUUAUACAUAAA